AUGUCCCUGAUCAAAAAUGCUCCUGACGAGUUGGAGGGCGUCCACACACACUCCUUCAAGCUGAAACCGUUCAAGAAAGCCAAGAGCUGCGACAUAUGCAAGCAGGCCAUCACCAAGGAGGGCCUCAUAUGCAAAGGUGAGUGGGCCAGACGGGCUCAGACAGGGAGAUUUGAGAAAGCAGACGGUUGUCCGGGUGAAAUUCCGACAACGGCUAUUCGGAUACUGUAA
This is a messenger RNA of Knipowitschia caucasica, 228 nucleotides long. Lineage: Eukaryota; Metazoa; Chordata; Actinopteri; Gobiiformes; Gobiidae. The record is from the annotation of a GenBank genome assembly.